UGAUCUGGGCGGUACAAAGUUGUUCUGCAUCCACCCACUUGCCGUAGCCGGCACGCAAGGCCUAGCAGGCCAUAACAAGAGAAGGCUUUAUCACAAUACUGUAUUGCUUGUUCGUACUAUAUACAGCCGCUGUUCCCUCGGCACGCAGCCAACCACCCUCCUCUUCCGUCCAGCUGCCUGCUGGCCUUCCUUCAACACACUGCAUACCCUCAGCGCCUGGCGGCAAAGUCAUGCGCGAUUACGACCAAGCAACUGCUUUCUUGGGGGAGUGGGGUCCGUUCCAACUCACCAUUUUCUUUCUGCUCAGCGCUAGUAUUGUCCCCAAUGGUUUCACGGGUCUGUCAGCUGUCUUUCUGGCAGCUACCCCGGAGCAUCAUUGCCUGGUCCCAGAUAGCGCUAACCUGAGUCAGGCAUGGAAGAAUGUGAGCGUCCCCUGGGAAAUGAAGGAUGGAGUGCAGGUUAGGAGCCCCUGCCGAAGGUACCGGCUGAACACCCUCGGUAAAUACUCUGCCGAGGGACUGCUCCCUGGCAAGGACGUCAAUGUGAGUGAGAUAGAGCUGGAGAAAUGUCUGGAUGGAUGGACUUACAGUCAGGAAUUUUACAUCUCCACCAUAGUAACAGAGUGGGACCUGGUUUGUGAAAAUGACUGGAAAGGGCCCUUAACUACCUCGCUAUUUUUUGUGGGAGUUCUCAUUGGUUCCUUUGUAUCAGGACAGAUGUCAGACAGGUUCGGCAGGAAAAAAAUUCUUUUUGCCACUAUGGCUGUACAGACUGGCUUCAGCAUAGUUCAAGUUUUCUCUGUGAACUGGGAGAUGUUUACUGGUUUAUUCCUAAUUGUUGGCAUGGGACAAAUUUCCAAUUAUGUGGCUGCUUUCAUACUUGGUGCAGAAAUACUAGGAAAGUCUGUUCGCAUUAUAUUCUCCACAUUAGGUGUCUGCAUAUUCUAUGCUAUUGGCUACAUGCUGCUGCCUUUGUUUGCCUACUUCAUAAGAGAAUGGCGGAUGCUACUUCUGGCUCUAACUGUCCCAGGGAUUUUCUGCAUUCCUCUUUGGUGGAUAAUUCCAGAAUCGCCCAGAUGGCUCAUAUCUCAGGGCAGAAUUGGGGAAGCAGAAGACAUCAUACAGAGGGCGGCCAAGAAAAAUGGUAUCACUGCACCAGAAAUAAUAUUUAAUGUUGCAGAGAUGCAGUAUCUAAAAGAUCAAUCUCACAAAACUCACACAUUUCUAGACUUACUGAAGACCAAGAAUAUCCGCAUAAUCACGCUUUUAUCUAUUUUGCUUUGGAUGAUCAUAUCUGUAGGAUACUUUGGCUUAUCCCUCAACACCCCCAAUUUGCAUGGUGAUCCUUACGUCAACUGUUUCCUCUCUGCCAUUACCGAAGUUCCUGCUUAUAUUAUAGCAUGGCUGCUCCUCCGAAACUUUCCUCGCAGGUACUCUACGUCAAGCACACUGUUUCUGGGUGGAGUUGUUCUUCUCUUCAUACAGCUAGUCCCUCCAGAAUUUGGGAUCCUGUCCAUCGUGCUAGUUAUGCUGGGAAAGUUUGGAAUUACAUCAGCUUUCUCCAUGGUCUAUGUGUACACUGCUGAGCUCUACCCAACUGUAGUGAGAAACAUGGGUGUUGGCGCCAGUUCAAUGGCCUCCCGCUUGGGCAGCAUCUUAUCUCCUUACUUUGUUUACCUUGGUGCCUAUGACAAGUAUCUGCCUUUUAUCCUCAUGGGUAGCCUUACAGUCUUAAUUGGUGUCUUUACCCUGUUUCUCCCUGAAAGCCAUGGCAUGCCUUUGCCAGAUACCAUUGAAGAAAUGCUCAGAGUGAAAGGAUUUAGGUAUAAAGCAGGAACAAGACUUCCAAAAAAGAAUAAAGGAAAUCACAAGAUACUUUCAAACACAGCAUUGUAGGGCAAAGCUUAACAAACCUGAGGGAAAUUUUGGGGAGACUUAACGCCUGAAGUGAACAAACACAUAGCAGAGCCUAUACCUCAA
This is a messenger RNA of Spea bombifrons (plains spadefoot toad), 1979 nucleotides long. Its product is annotated as organic cation/carnitine transporter 2-like. Gene Ontology annotation, cellular component: membrane. Gene Ontology annotation, molecular function: transmembrane transporter activity; ATP binding. The coding region runs from base 231 to 1895 and encodes 554 amino acids. Lineage: Eukaryota; Metazoa; Chordata; Amphibia; Anura; Pelobatidae. The transcript has 10 exons. The record is from RefSeq and is a predicted model, not a curated record. Gene Ontology annotation, biological process: carnitine transport; transmembrane transport.